Molecule: messenger RNA, 1236 nt
Organism: Penicillium psychrosexuale
Lineage: Eukaryota; Fungi; Ascomycota; Eurotiomycetes; Eurotiales; Aspergillaceae
Exons: 1
Coding region: 1-1236 (411 amino acids)
Biological process (GO): autophagy; peptidyl-serine phosphorylation
Cellular component (GO): cytoplasm
Molecular function (GO): protein serine/threonine kinase activity; ATP binding
Source: RefSeq, a predicted model, not a curated record
AUGAUCAACCCUCAAGACAGAUUUUGGUCCGACGGCCAAGCCUACUGCGGCCUGGUCGAAGACCCUGCCACCAAAACUUAUUGCAAUGUCUGGGAUUGGGACCAACUACGGAUGAUCAAGGUCAAAGGCACCGCCAAGCUGUUUCCGCCCGAUGGGAAUAUCGAGCCCUCAAUUUUGGCACCAUUAGCAGAUUAUCUAUCGCCGGAAGUUCGCACAAUCACAGUCGACGAUGAUGGGCUCCUUACUGAGGUUUCGACGGAUCCAGAAGAGGACGAAACCAUGUUCCUUGCAUAUCCUCCCCUCUCGCUCUGUGGAUCGCUUACCGAUUGCCGUACGAUUCAGUACUCUAAACUCCGAGAGCUCGAUCGGCUUGGGCCAUUUGUUGAUCUGGUAUCGUACGAAGAUGAGUCAGGGAUUCCUGAAAAGGUUGCUUUCAAGUUUAAUGUCUUAUAUAAGGCGUUAAGACUACAAAUGGCCUGGGAUGAACUUAAUAUUCUUAAAAGUCUACCAUCACAUCCUAAUAUGGUACCAUUUGAUCGCGUUGUCCUCGAUGAGUCUCGGGUGAUUGGUUUUACAACAAAGUACAUCCCAGGUGGAACUCUCGCCAAUCCAAAGAUCCCUUUUCGAUUUGAGUGGCUACAACAGCUUACUCAACUGGUGGAUUUCCUCAACCUUGAAUAUGGAAUCAUGCAUCAAGAUAUUGCACCCCGGAAUCUACUUGUCGACCCUUAUACACAUAAGAUCCUUCUUUUCGAUUUCGAUUGGGCUGCAUGCGGAGAGAAAAACCUACAAGACGGUCGUGAUGACGUUAGUAGCGUUGGCCUCACACUCUACGAGCUUAUCACGAAUGAUACGUCCUUCGCGGAGAUCCCCCACUGGGAACGAAAUAUGGACAUGGUACAAAGUAUCUCAGAGUGGACUAGUCAUCGUGAGCUGGACUCUGAGGUAUCCAAAUUCCGCGACUUUCUUAACGAGUGGGUUGCAACACGAAGAUCCGAUGUGGACGGCGAUAUGAAACGAUAUCUGAAUGCACCACACCGAUUUACGUUGCCGGACCUCCCGAAAAUUCCGGAGUAUAGUGUACCCUUUGUGUCGGGCACAAUUGAUGGAAAGCCAAAUUGGGUAACGGGCCCUCGAUAUAGAAGAACCGCCAUGGAGCUGGGACAGUAUUGUUUUCGCUGGGAGAGACCACCACAGAGCCGCUUGUUGAAAAAUGUUGAACAUAGUGUCAAAUAG